AUGUCCACGCACCUGGGCGGCCAGGCCUUCAGCGCGCGCUCCGCAGCCUUGGCGGGCCGCGGGGCCCGGCCCGGCCACUUCAGCAGCCGCAGCCUCCUGGGGCUGGGCGCCUCGAGGCCCAGCGCGGGGGUCCCCGGGGGCGCCGGCAUCCGCGCCGUCACCGUCAACCAGAGCCUGCUGGUCCCGCUGCAGGUGGACAUCGACCCGGCCGCCCAGCGGGUGCGCCAGGAGGAGCGCGAGCAGAUCAAGACCCUCAACGACAAGUUUGCCUCCUUCAUCGACAAGGUGCGGUUUCUGGAGCAGCAGAACAAGCUGCUGGAGACGAAAUGGGCGCUGCUGCAGGAGCACAGGGGCGCGGGGACCAGCCGCCUGCCCGGCGUCUUCGAGGCGCACAUCGCCAGCCUGCGGAGGCAGCUGGAGGGGCUGCAAGCCGAGGGGAGCCACCUGGAGGUGGAGCUGCACAACGUGCAGGGCAUGGUGGAGGACUUCAAGAAUAAGUACGAAGAUGAAGUUAACCACCGCGCAGCUGCCGAGAAUGAGUUUGUGGUGAUGAAGAAGGAUGUGGACACUUCCUACAUCAAUAAGGUGGAGUUGGAGGCCAAGGUGGAAGCCCUGAAUGAUGAGAUCAACUUCUUGAAGACCCUCUAUGAGACGGAGUUGGCCGAGAUGCAGUCCCAGAUCUCGGAAACGUCCGUGGUCCUGUCCAUGGACAACAACCGCUCCCUGGACCUGGACGGCAUCAUCGCCGAGGUCAAGAGCCACUAUGAGGACAUCGCCAACCGCAGCCGGGCUGAGGUCGAGACCAUGUACCAGACAAAGCUGGAAAACCUCCAGGCCCAGGCUGGCAAGCACGGGGAAGACCUCCGCAACACCCGGAAUGAGAUUGCCGAGAUGAACCGCGCCAUCCAGAGGCUGCAGUCUGAGAUCGACAACAUCAAGAACCAGCGUGCCAGGCUGGAGGCAGCCAUCGCGGACGCGGAGCAGCUCGGGGAGCUGGCCCUCAAGGACGCGCGGGCCAAGCAGGCCGAGCUGGAGGCCGCCCUGCAGAGGGCCAAGCAGGACAUGGCGCGGCAGCUGCGCGAGUACCAGGAGCUGAUGGAUGUGAAGCUGGCGCUGGACAUCGAGAUCGCCACCUACCGCAAGCUGCUGGAGGGCGAGGAGAGCCGGUUGGACGGAGAUGGAGCAGGCGCUGUGAGCAUCUCCGUCGUGAAUUCCACCGGUGGCAGCAGGCUGACCUUUGGGGGCACCAUGGGCAGCAAUGCCCUGAACUUCUCCAGCAGCGCAAGUCCUGGGGCCGUCAAGUUGCACUCCCUCAGGACGACAUCUGUCUCUCGACGGAGUACCCCCAACUGACCCCUCCACACG
This is a messenger RNA of Sorex araneus (European shrew), 1365 nucleotides long. RefSeq names its product keratin 7 (gene KRT7). The transcript has 9 exons. Gene Ontology annotation, biological process: intermediate filament organization; keratinization. Gene Ontology annotation, cellular component: keratin filament. NCBI's taxonomy places the organism in Eukaryota, Metazoa, Chordata, Mammalia, Eulipotyphla, Soricidae. Bases 1 to 1353 code for a protein of 450 amino acids. Gene Ontology annotation, molecular function: structural constituent of skin epidermis. The record is from RefSeq and is a predicted model, not a curated record.